UGCGUAAACGUGAAUGCGAUUGUUGUUCGAGUGUGCGUAAUCAUCGUUUCGUUUCAUUGUGCUGCUGUAAGUCGUGUAUGUAUAUUUUUAAAUAAGAGGACAGAGUGAAAAAAAAUAAAUAUAUUCUUUAAACACUCAUACGCGCACAUCUGACUACUGAUAUUAGCAACCAUUUUUAUUGGCAGGCAAUCCGCGGUUUCGGUGUUUCUGUUUUUUUCGAUUUCUUUUCCCCUCGUUAUUUUCAUUCGGUGUUUAUUUUUCUUUUAAUUUUUCCUCUUCACGCUGUUUUCAGCGUGUCGUAUCGCCGCCGAACAAAACGAUCGUUCGACGUGAAAAUACCCAGUCCCAGCAGCAGCAACAGCAACAUGUCGAACAUCGUCGACGGUCGCCGCCAUUCAUAGCGAUCCGUAUGCCCAGUUAUCGUCGUUUGGCCUUACUACGAUGCGCGAGUUCAAAGUGGUCGUGUUGGGUUCGGGUGGCGUGGGCAAGAGUGCCCUGACCGUUCAAUUUGUGUCCGGCCGGUUCAUGGAGAAGUAUGACCCAACCAUUGAGGACUUUUACAGGAAGGAGAUUGAAGUUGACAGUUCUCCAUGUGUGUUGGAAAUACUUGACACGGCCGGUACUGAACAAUUUGCUAGCAUGCGUGAUUUGUACAUAAAAAAUGGACAGGGUUUCGUCGUCGUGUAUAGCCUGACCAACCACCAGACGUUCCAGGAUAUCAAACCCAUGAAGGAGCUCAUUACUAGGGUUAAAGGGUCUGAGCGAGUACCUAUAUUAUUGGUGGCCAACAAAAUUGAUCUUGAACACCAGCGUGAGGUACCCACGAUUGAGGGUAACACACUGGCUCAGAUCUGGGGCUGUCCAUUUGUUGAAGCUAGUGCUAAGAAUCGUACCAAUGUUAAUGAAGUGUUUGCAGAAAUUGUGCGUGAAAUGAAUGUCAGCAAUGACAAAGAGAAAAAAAGUUAUUGUUGCUGUACAGUUCUUUAAGCCAUAUAUACUAGAAUUUUGUUUUUGUGUGCAUCAAUGUCAAAUAAGGCUGGUGAUUUCAAUUUAUCAGAAAUUCGGCCAAAUUCAUAUUCAAUAGUUAUGGUUCCAGGAACUGUUCUCACUAAAAUUUACAUAUCCAGCUUUAAAAAGGGUUUUAUUGAUACAAAAUGUAUAAGACAGGAAUGAAAUAACUAUAUAGCAUGUAUUUCUAUGUAAUAUAAAAGGAAAUAGAUGGUGUAAUAAUAAUAAUGGCCUAAUUAA
Molecule: messenger RNA, 1248 nt
Organism: Sipha flava (yellow sugarcane aphid)
Lineage: Eukaryota; Metazoa; Arthropoda; Insecta; Hemiptera; Aphididae
Gene: Rap2l
Product: ras-related protein Rap-2c
Exons: 3
Coding region: 442-987 (181 amino acids)
Biological process (GO): Rap protein signal transduction; negative regulation of cell migration
Cellular component (GO): plasma membrane
Molecular function (GO): GTP binding; GTPase activity; GDP binding
Source: RefSeq, a predicted model, not a curated record